AUGGCGUGGAAUUCAAGCUUCUUUAUCAUCCUGGCCUCUUUGUAUUUCAAAGACCUCGCUAUUGCUAAAAAUCCGUGCAAGACAGGAGUUAGCGUACCCGGUAUGGCUCUCAAAGGAUUCGUCUUUAAAAAGGUCCCAGUAACAGCUCCUCACGUGUGCGAUGUCACCUGCGAGAGGGAGACGAUAUGUCAAAGCUACAAUUAUGUAAUUGGGGAAAAGUCCUGUGAAUUAAAUACCCGAACCAAGGAAGCAAGGCCCGAAAAUUUCCAGCCAGAUGGUUUACGCUUUUACAUGGGACGCAUUAGUGGUAGAAGUAUGUAUCCGGUUUAGUUUAUUUUACAUACAAAUCUUUCUCAGUGAGUUCCUAGUAAGACCUCGCUACUUUCUGAGAGCUGAUGUCCGAUUGCUUUGUUAUUAAAUAGGGUCAGUUUCUUAAAGCAAAAUUCGCCUUCCAUACAUAUAUUGAUAUCAGCUAAACUACUCAACUCUUAAUUAUUGUUAUUCCAUGUUUAUCUUGCUCGGACAAACAUAUUUUCAGAUCUAAUCUGUUUUUCAACUUCUAUUACCCUUAAACUAUUAAUGAAGUCAUGUCUAUAUAUUAGCCCCCUUAGGAUCUAUUCCUGAAUUACCAGCGUUAUCGUGCCAAGAGAUAAAAUUAAGUGAAGGCAAAGACAGCAUCAGUAAAAACUACUGGUUGGAUCCAACUAAUGUCGGGAGCUCAAAGUUGGUUUACUGCGACAUGAUUUUGGAAGGUAAGUCAGUAUACCAAGAACAGAAUUUACACAGCGUUUGGUCUACCUUUGCCCUAGCCUUUUGUGAAAUGUAUUCACCUUGUCUCAGUGAUUUCUUCGAUUAAUUUCCAAUUAGAAAUCGAUGAAUGUAAAAGCAGCAAUAACGUUUGUGACGAAAAUGCAAACUGCUCCAAUACUGUUGGGUUUUAUAAUUGCACCUGCAAAGAAGGGUUUACUGGGGAUGGACACUCGUGCUCAGGUAAAUUAGUUAUAGACAUGCCGAGGUAAAAUACUUAAUUUUUUUUUCGUCGAAAAAGCGCUGGUUGUACAUUUCAGCUAUCUACAAUCGAGUGAGUGAAUAAUAGACCAAUAAUAGCUUGUAUGCUAUAUCAGAGAAGCCUUUGCAUUAAAAAACGCAAUUUUAGCAGGAACUACUGUCCUACUAUUGUUAAGUUUUGUCUUUUUAAGCAGCAUUACCCAUACAUGUUUAUGCAAGGAGCUGCCAUGAUCUACAUCCGGUUUUUUUCAGAGCCAUCAUGUUAGGAAAUUUAAAAUCAUUAGAGAAGAGAAUAAAAUAUCUAGGUUGCACGUUUCAAAAGUCUAGUUCGUUAAAGACGAAAAAGUGAAAGCUUUUACUUAUAAUUUGAAAUGAUUAAAGUAAUUACAAAUCGUUAGGUGACGAAAAUAAAGUGCAAAAUGCAUUUACGGUUUCUCAGAUAUUGAUGAGUGUAAAGGAAAUCACUCCUGUCACGUGAAUGCUAAGUGCAAUAACACCCUUGGAUCACAUGUAUGUGAAUGUCAGCCUGGAUAUACUGGAAAUGGACAAAACUGCAGAGGUGAAUUUAAUCUCUUUGCUAUAAUAUCUGGAAUAGUCCUGCAUGACCCCUUCGACAACAGCGCCGCACCAUUCAGCCGCGUCGCAAGAAAAUAAGAUAAUUGAUCAUUCAGUCAUAACUUGUUUUAAUUAAGCAGCCCUUUCUCAUGUUAAGGACCUUUUAGGUAAUGUUCCUGACUUUUGAAUGAACAAAUUUGGUGACUGAUAUAAUUGAUAUUCUACUUUUAAUUGAACGUUACAUCAAUGAUUGACAAAAGCAUGAAAACAAGAUGGAUAUGUGAGUGAUUUUGCAUGGCACUGAGUUUUUGUUGACGCUUAAGAUAUAUUUGAGGGAAAAAGUUGGAAAUUAUUAUCAUCAAGUUUUAUAAAAUAAUCAAGAUACUGGUAGCGCCGUGAUUGGUCAAAAACCCAUCGUUGAUUGCACCUAUAAACCCAUGGAAAAUUAAUUGUUUUCUCUCAGACGUUGACGAAUGCAGCAAAUGAACGGAUGCCAUCCGUUCAUUUAAGCUCAUACCGUCAAAAUGAACGGAUGCCAUCCAAAUUCAUCUUGCACUAAUACCCAGGGCUCAUCAUACAACUGUUCUUGCAAUCCUAUGUAAAUUGGGGAUGGUUUUGAAUGUAAAGGUUAGUUUGGUUUUUCAUGAAGGCGAUGAAAUCUAUAUUUUGUUUCCCACGUUAAACGUAGCAGUAAAUUGGCUUAGAGCUGAAUUUCAUUCGAAAUUCAAAUCCAGGAGGCAUAAUUUUACGCUCCCUUGUGCACAAAAACGAAACAACUUUUGAUUAUACAUGACUAUAAAUAUAUGAAAAUCAUGCAUGUGCACUGCGGUUGAAGAAACGAAUAUAGAGGCAAUCCUCGCAGUUAUGAAUACCACUGAACUAGUAGUGAAAAUAAGGCCUGAAAAAAAUUCAGGUCCGUACGGGAUUUCAACCCAUGACCUUUACGAUACCGGUGCAACGCUCUACCAACUGAGCUAACAGGCUAACUGGGAGCUGCUAGUUACAAAUAAACCAUCUAAUUGGUGAAUACAUUAAUGUAAACAUAUGAAAAUCAUAUAUGUGCACUGCUACUGCCAGUGUAGUAGUGUUCAAAACUGCGAAGAUCGCUUCAAUGUUUGAAACUUUUGAUUAUGUUUUUAAAACCUUACACGAACUUUUACAUGAUGCAGACAUGACACACUACGUGGAACUAAAAAACUGUUAAGAAACUCUAACCUUAAAAGAUUCCCCCAUAAUAACAGGUAUGAUCAAUCAAAUUCGUUUGACUUUUGCAAGCCAAUUUGCGCUAUGGUUGUAAAUAAUUGUAUGAUGCUAAUAGGCAGAGAGUUCUUAUACAGUCAAGGGAAAUAACUGUGUUGUUACCAAAUACCUCUGGGCUGGUAUCGUUGUGUGGGAAGUGAGGGUCAAGAAUGUCUUAAGCGCAUUUGGCAGCAUUCAGUUGAGGUACAAACAACUACAGGCUUUGAUGGGCGAUUAAAGUAAGAGGAAAGAUAAUUCUUUACAAUACUAUCAUUUCAUUUUAGUUCUUUUGUGCAUCAUUAUUGUCCAACGCAAGAUUCUCUUUAAAAUUAACUUAAUGCAUAGUUUUUCUUGUAACACGCAAGUCCUAUCCGAUUAUUAUCGAACUGAUUGACUUGAAAAAUGUCAAAAACAGAAAAAUGAUAUCAUUAAUACUGCAACAUUUUGUAAUAUUCAUUUAUUUUAAUAGCCGACCCAUGUUAUUAUCAUCAAAACCUGAGUGAUGCCGAUAGAAAGAACAGUUACGCUACACCGGGAUUUGACAUGUACUACUUAGCCCCUUAAUUAAUGUAAAGUCACUUGUCUUCUUAAGUGCAAGUUUCACCACUGAUUGACAAGCUGCUAGAAUUAUAGGACGUUAGAAAAGAUCUUGAACCAUUGAUGUUAAUAACCUAAGUCCUGUGCAAUUAUUUCACUUUGUAGCCGAUCCUUGCUAUCAUUAUAAAAACCUGAGUGAAGCCAGUAGAAAGAUAAAUUACAGUACACCUUUAGGUUCAGCGUCGUGUGACUACCAACUCCCUUUUGGAUGGUAUCGUUUUGUGGGAGCUGCAGGAACAAAAAUGCCAACAACACGUGUGCCAGCAUACAAAUGUGGUACAAACUGGUCAGGCUGGUUGGAUGGUUCUCAUCCUACAGUGGAAGAUGGUGAAGUUCCAAGGAAGGUCUGCUUUAGUGGUCGCUCUACUGGUUGCAGAUACUCAACAAAUAUUUUUGUAAAAAACUGUGGAUCCAACUUUAUCUACGAACUUAAACGCCCACCUGGUUGUGCCUUACGCUACUGUAGUACAGACUGAAUGUAAAGCAAAUGUACUUCGCGUAGUAAGAGGACUCAUAAAUCGCUCUGUAGGUACAUGUGUACAAGGUUUUGACAUGUGACGUAUUCAACUUUUCUUCUCUAUCGUCAACAUUAUCAGCAGAUUUUAACUUUGGUGGCAAACAAGUAUUUAUUUCAUUAGAAUGAUAAUUCUCAUCGGAUAGCCUUUGUCAUUGAAGAGAGAAUUGCCCAAAGGAUCUUUAAAGUAAUCUUCAAGUAAAAUCUGCAAGACAC
Messenger RNA from Pocillopora meandrina, 4129 nucleotides. NCBI's taxonomy places the organism in Eukaryota, Metazoa, Cnidaria, Anthozoa, Scleractinia, Pocilloporidae. The record is from the annotation of a GenBank genome assembly.